AUCCCGCGCUGCCCGGCGGGAGGGGCCCGGGCCCGCGUGCCUCCUCCCUUUACCGGUCCGCAUCUUUAAAGCACGAGUCCGGACGCCCCGCCUGCUGGGAUCCAGACGGCAAGCAGCCGGGUCGGGCCGCGUUCGGCCGACCGAGCCAAGGGGCCCUGCGGUGACAGAGCUGCUGCGGCGGCUGGCGCGCGGGCGUCGCCGGCCCGGUUUGCGGGAGCUGUUGAGGGGAGGGGGCCCGGACGCCAUUGCUGACGGUCUCCCGGUUGCUGUCCUCCGGGCUGGAAGGAGCCGCGCUCGAGGCCCCGACGUCGUCAGCCCCUGAUUCGGUCUAGAGAGAGUCGGGCUUCCUCAAGCCGCCGGUCCGCAACUCAGUCCGCGCCGGGGAGCCGCCUCCUGAAACCAUGUUUGACAAGACGCGGCUGCCGUACGUGGCCCUCGAUGUGCUCUGCGUGGUGCUGGCUGGAUUGCCUUUUGCAAUUCUUUCUUCAAGGCAUACCCCUUUCCAGCGAGGAUUAUUCUGUAAUGAUGAGUCCAUCAUGUAUCCUUACAAAGAAGACACCAUAUCUUAUACCUUAUUAGGUGGAAUAAUCAUUCCAUUCAGUAUUAUCGUUAUGAUUCUUGGAGAAACCCUGUCUGUUUACUUUAACCUUUUGCAUUCAAAUUCCUUCAUCAGGAAUAACUACAUAGCCACUAUUUACAAAGCCAUUGGAACAUUUUUGUUUGGCGCAGCUGCUAGUCAGUCCCUGACUGACAUUGCCAAGUAUUCGAUAGGCAGGCUGCGGCCUCACUUCUUGGAUGUUUGUGACCCUGAUUGGUCACAGAUCAACUGCAGUCAUGGCUACAUCGAAAACUACAUAUGUCGAGGGAAUCCGCAGAAAGUUAAGGAAGGCAGGCUGUCCUUCUACUCUGGCCACUCUUCGUUCUCCAUGUACUGCAUGCUGUUCGUGGCGCUCUAUCUUCAAGCCAGGAUGAAGGGAGACUGGGCAAGACUCCUCCGCCCCACACUGCAGUUUGGUCUUGUUGCUGUGUCCAUUUACGUGGGCCUCUCUCGUGUUUCUGACUACAAACACCACUGGAGCGACGUGCUGACCGGCCUCGUUCAAGGCGCUCUGGUGGCGGUACUGGUGGCUGUAUAUGUGUCGGAUUUCUUCAAAAAGAAAAACUCUCCUUUUAAAGAACGGAAAGAGGAGGAUUCGCACACGACUCUGCACGAGACGCCCACAGCGGGGAAUCACUACCGGAACAGCCACCAGCCAUGAGGCGGCGGCCCGGACGGAGCCGGCUGCUUGCCCAGCAAGUGACUGCACCGGAAGGCCAGGCCGGAGCUCGCGGCCAUCCUGGGCACAGGCCGAGGAGGGACUGCCGCCGCUGCUCUACCUCCGGGAGGC
Ochotona curzoniae (black-lipped pika) is the source of this 1388-nucleotide messenger RNA. RefSeq names its product phospholipid phosphatase 1 (gene PLPP1). The transcript has 6 exons. The record is from RefSeq and is a predicted model, not a curated record. Gene Ontology annotation, biological process: phospholipid dephosphorylation; signal transduction; phospholipid metabolic process. Gene Ontology annotation, molecular function: phosphatidate phosphatase activity. Lineage: Eukaryota; Metazoa; Chordata; Mammalia; Lagomorpha; Ochotonidae. Bases 402 to 1259 code for a protein of 285 amino acids.